AUGGAUCAUCUACACGAAGGACACCAAGGUAUCGUCAAAUGCCGAGCAUUGGCGCGGGACAAUGUUUUGUGGCCAGACCUUUCCAAGCAAAUUGCUGAGAAGAUAGGAGGGUGUAGUAUCUGUGAGAAGGAAAAUAAAUAUCCACCAGAACCACUACGACCUACCAAGUUACCUGACUAUCCAUGGCAGAAGGUAGGAAUGGACUUGUGCAUAUUGAAAGGUCACAGAUAUCUAUUAGUCAUUGAUUACUAUUCUAGGAUAGAGAUAUCUCAUUUACAGACAGCAAUAACAGGUAGUAUUGUAGACAACUGCAAACCAAUAUUUGCUAGAUAUGGUAUAUUGGAGGUUGGCAUUUUCGAUAAUGGCCCUCAAUUCAAAUCGAAGGAGUUCUGGGAUUUUUCAAAUGUUUUUGGCUUUAUACACCUCAGCAGUAGCCACCAUUAUUCACAAGGAAAUGGGGAAGUUGAACGUGCGGUUCAGACAGUUAAAAACCUUCUAAAAAAGCAAGUGAUCCAUAUAUCGUACUGCUUAAUUAUCGCAGUACUCCACUACAACACGGCAAGAGUCCUGCAUAAUUGUUGA
Molecule: messenger RNA, 582 nt
Organism: Octopus bimaculoides (California two-spot octopus)
Lineage: Eukaryota; Metazoa; Mollusca; Cephalopoda; Octopoda; Octopodidae
Source: RefSeq, a predicted model, not a curated record